This is a messenger RNA of Benincasa hispida (wax gourd), 3480 nucleotides long. RefSeq names its product putative disease resistance protein RGA1. NCBI's taxonomy places the organism in Eukaryota, Viridiplantae, Streptophyta, Magnoliopsida, Cucurbitales, Cucurbitaceae. The record is from RefSeq and is a predicted model, not a curated record. Gene Ontology annotation, molecular function: ADP binding.
UCCUUUGAUGCUAAGUUAUUCUAAAAUUCUCUUACAAGACUUGUUUGUGAACACAAGUUUCUAUGGAAAGCAAUUUGGUCUUUCUCAAAUUAAAGUAGCUUCCUUUCUUUUUGAAACCUUCUUAACUUCUGAAUUUCCUCUUCAUCGUAGAUCAUUUGAAAUUGAGGGGUCAAAAAGUAGAGAGAAAUAUGGCUGAAUUUCUAUGGACUUUUGCUGUUCAGGAAGUCUUGAAGAAGAUUGUGAAAUUUGGAGCAGAGCAAAUUGGUUUGGCAUGGGGCUUGGAGAAGGAAGUGUCCCAGUUGAGAAACUGGUUACUCAAAGCUGAAACAAUUUUAGCAGACAUUAACAAAAAAAAAUUACACAUUGCUUCUGUGAGGCUAUGGGUGGAAGAUCUCCAAGAUAUUGUUUAUGAAGCUGAUGAUCUAUUGGAUGAGCUUGUUUAUGAACAUCUACGACGAGCUGUGGAACAAACCGGAAAAUUGAGGGAGGUAUGUGAUUCCAUCUCACUAUCCAAAAAUCCCUUCUUGUUUCGUCGCAAGAAGGCCAAGCAAAUGAAGAAUAUUACUCAAGCUUUAUACAAACAUUACUGUGAAGCAAGUCCUUUAGGCCUAGUUAGUGACGAAUCCGCCACGGAAACAGAAGUCACUCUUGCGCAGAUUCGAGAGACAACCUCGAUUCUUGAUUUUAAAGUUAGAGGAAGGGAAGCUGAAUUUCAAGAGAUAUUGAAAUUGGUGAUUGAGUCUAGCAAUGAACAUGAGAUGUCGGUGAUAUCCAUUGUUGGAAUGGGUGGUCUUGGGAAAACAACUUUGGCCAAGAUGGUCUUCAAUCAUGAUGCCAUUAAAGGUCAUUUUGAUAAAACUAUAUGGGUUUGUGUGUCUAAACCAUUUAUUGUCAUGAAAAUUUUGGAAGCAAUCUUUCAAGGCUCGACCAAUACUUGUAGUGGCUUGAACUCCAAAGAGGCCUUACUUAAGAGGCUCCGAGAGGCGAUGCAAGGCAAAAGAUAUUUUCUUGUGCUUGACGAUGUUUGGGAUAAAGAUAAUGGCUUGUGGGAUGAGUUGAGUGGCUGUUUGAAGCAGAUUAAUGGAAAAUCUGGAAAUUGUGUUAUGGUGACCACAAGGAGUGUAGAAGUCGCAACUAUGGUGAAUACUGUUUCCGUUCAUCAUCUAAAAGAAUUAUCUGAUGAUCAAUGUUGGGUAUUGUUCAAAGAAAGUGCAAAUGUAAAUCAACUGUCAAUGAAUUCAAAGAUAGAGAUUGUGAAAGAUUUGUUGGUUAGAAAAAUGGGUGGUGUACCACUUGUUGCCAAGGUUUUAGGAGGGGCAGUAAAAUUUGAAGAGGUUGACUUUGAAAAAGGAGAUUAUGAGAGUUGGAUCACAAAAGUUGAAAGCAUUGCAAAAAAUAUUUUAAAGGAAGACAGAGAUUUUGUUUUGUCCAUACUAAAAUUAAGUGUGGAUUCUCUACCACUUCUUGUAUUGAAGCAAUGUUUUGCCUAUUGUUCAAACUUUCCUCAAGAUUAUGACUUUAAGAAAGAUGAACUAAUCCAAAUGUGGAUAGCACAAGGUUUUAUUCAAUCCCAACAAGAGAGAGAGAAUUUGGUAAUGGAGGAUAUAGGAGAAGAGUACUUCAACUUCUUAUUGUCCCGCUCCUUAUUCCAAGAUGUUAUAAGGGAUGAGAAUAAGAGAAUUAUUACUUUUAAGAUGCAUGAUCUAAUGCAUGAUAUUGCUUGUGCAAUUUCGAAUAAUCAAAAUAUGGUAUCAAAUCCUAAUAAUUUGAGUGGGAGAAGUGCAGGAAAGUUGCGCACAUUGGUUUACAGGGAUGAAGAGAAUCAAUACAAGGUUUGUGACAACUUUUUUCGUUUGCGUGUUUUAAAACAAGAUAAGAUUUGGGCUAAUAAUUUGCCAUAUUUACUGGAUAAGUUGAUACAUUUGAGAUAUCUUGACCUUUCAAAAUGUUACAUAAUCAAGAAUCUUCGAGAAUCUCUUUGUCUACUAUAUAAUUUGCAAACGUUAAAGCUUGGAUAUAUAGAAAGUGAAUUGCCAGAGAAUUUGAGAAAAUUGGUUAAUUUGAGACAUUUAGAAUUUUACGUAGUUCCCGGUAUGAAACAAAUGCCUUCACAUAUGGGCAACUUAAUUCAUCUCCAAACAUUAUCUCGAUUUGCAGUUGGUUUUGAGAAGGGAUGUAAAAUUGAAGAGCUUGGGACGUUAAAAAACCUCAAAGAUGAACUAAUUCUUACAAAUCUUGAGAAGUUGAAAAGUAAAGAGGAAGCUAUGGCUGCAAAAUUGGUGGAGAAAAAAAAAUUGCGUCGAUUAUUGUUUCGAUGGACUUUAUUUUAUGGAGUAGAAUAUGACAAACACAAUUUCGUACAAGUGUUGGAAGGACUUCAACCACACAAAAAUCUUCAAUCAUUGAAUAUUAGUGGCUUUGGAGGGGAAGUCUUACCUAAUGACAUUUUUGUUGAAAAUUUAGUUGAGAUACGUUUGUUUGAUUGUUCUAAAUGUGAAGUGCUUCCAAUGCUUGGACAAUUGGCCAACUUAAAGAAACUUGAGAUUACUUGGAUGAACAAUGUUAGAAGUAUAGGGAAUGAGUUCUAUGGUAUUGACCCCAACCUACAGAGAAAUUCUUUUGCCUUUCCACAGUUGGAGGAACUCUAUAUUGAUGGGAUGAAGAAGCUAGAGCAAUGGGAUGAAUUUACCACUUCAAAUCUCUUUGGAUCUCUUAAAAAACUUAGUGUCCUUGGAUGUGAUAAAUUGACAAAAUUGCCAAGUGGGUUCGAAGGUUGCCAUUCAAUUGAGUAUGUGAUAGAACGUUGUCCUAAUUUGAUGCUAAAUGUGCAAAAUUGACCCAACUUAUAUCAUUUUUUGACAUUGAUUUAUUCAGACGAUCAUUGGCUGAUUUAUUAAGUGACCUUAGUAACUUGAAAGAAUUGAUGAUUAAUGGAUGCAUGUAGAUUUAUGAGUUUAUUCUCUUCAUAUAAUUAUCACCUCAGCUUAUUGAACUUAAGUCGAUCGAUGAUGGCUCAAGCUAAGUGAUAAUGCGACAACCCAACUUUUCGAACAACUUCAACACUUCACUAACUUGAAAGUUUUGAAUAUCAAAAUUUUGAUGUCAUUGAAGCUUUGCCAGAAUGGUUGAAAAUUCUUACGGGAAUUACUAUCUAGAGAGGCUAUACUACGCCUAACCAAUUAAUUAGAGGAUUUUGGUGGUUAAUGGAAGUCCAACGCUACUAGUUGGGGAAGGCAAGCAAGAGGGGGCUAAACUUUCCCACCCUCCAACCAAGUGUGUUGUUCGUAAAAUAUGUGGUAGCUCUUCUUGUUAUUAUCCUUAUUUGUUUUUCUUAUUUACAAUAGUCUCUUUCAUCCAAGUCUUGUUACCUCAUACCGUUCUCCUUCAAGUUUAUGGUUGAAUUAUUUAAUUUUUAUAUGAUGUUUUGUAUAGUUGAAUCAGAAUAAUGUUGUUAAUUUUCAAUUGUAUAUCUUUGACUUU